GUAAGUGGAGAUUUCAGACCGGUUUAUCACCGACAGCGAGGACACCGGGGUGUGUAGCCCUCAUAUUCGUUUGACAAAGUAAAUAAAACACCGGAUUGUCACGUUAACCGGUCUGAAAAAAGGAAAACCAGACGCUGGCCAGCUUCAACAAAUAGAGCUUCGAAGAACGGAAGGGGGACAUAUUUUGUGUUCACCUUUGAGCUGUCAGUCGCGGCAAGGCGAGAGAAGGGAGGACCUCCGGCCAAGCGGACCCCCCAAGCGGCCCGGUUCCAUAUCAGCAGCCGAAUCAGGGGAGCGGGGAUCGGGAAAGUGUUGAGGCUGACAGCGGCCACUGCUCGACCCCCAGCUACAGAGUGACCUGCCUAAGAUUUGAUAAUUGGGAGCCGGGUCAUCCGGACAGAGACCUCAUGAAUGGAAAUCGGAACAGCAGGAGCCGUUGGAGCCCAAGCGCUCUUCUCGCUGCCACGGCGACCUGGCUAUGGCACCAUGGGGAAGCCCAUCAAGCUUCUGGCCAACUGCUUCCAGGUGGAAAUUCCCAAGAUCGACGUCUACCUGUAUGAGGUGGACAUCAAACCUGAGAAGUGUCCACGCCGUGUCAACAGGGAGGUGGUGGACUCCAUGGUUCAGCACUUCAAGGUGACCAUCUUUGGGGACCACAGGCCAGUUUACGAUGGAAAGAAGAGCCUCUACACUGCUAACCCGCUUCCUGUUGCCACCAGCGGGGUUGAUCUUGAUGUCACUCUGCCAGGCGAAGGUGGGAAGGACCGCCCCUUUAAAGUCUCCAUCAAGUUUGUGUCGUUGGUUAGCUGGCACAUGCUGCACGAGGUCCUGACAGGCCGCGGCAUGUCUGAGCCGCUGGACCUGGAGAAACCCCUCAGCACCAACCCUGUUCACGCUGUGGACGUUGUCCUUCGCCACCUGCCCUCCAUGAAGUACACCCCAGUCGGACGUUCCUUCUUCUCCUCCCCAGAGGGCUACGACCACCCGCUGGGCGGAGGCAGGGAGGUUUGGUUUGGUUUCCAUCAGUCAGUACGGCCAGCCAUGUGGAAAAUGAUGCUUAACAUUGAUGUGUCAGCCACGGCUUUCUACAAAGCCCAGCAGGUCAUCCAGUUCAUGUGCGAGGUCCUAGACAUUCACAACAUAGACGAGCAGCCCCGGCCUCUCACUGACUCGCACAGAGUCAAGUUCACCAAAGAGAUCAAAGGUCUUAAAGUAGAAGUGACACACUGUGGAACAAUGCGCAGGAAAUACAGAGUCUGCAACGUAACACGACGCCCUGCCAGCCACCAGACAUUUCCUUUGCAACUGGAGAACGGUCAGACAGUUGAACGCACAGUUGCUCAGUACUUCAGAGAGAAGUACAAUCUGCAGCUGAAGUACCCCCACCUCCCCUGUCUGCAGGUGGGACAGGAACAGAAACACACCUACCUGCCCCUGGAGGUGUGUAACAUCGUUGCAGGACAGCGCUGUAUUAAAAAGCUAACAGAUAACCAGACAUCUACUAUGAUCAAAGCCACCGCUCGCUCUGCCCCAGACAGACAGGAGGAGAUCAGCAGGCUGGUGCGGAGUGCGAACUACGAGUCCGACCCCUUCGUCCAGGAGUUCCAGUUUCGUGUGCGAGAUGAAAUGGCUCAGGUGACGGGCCGUGUCCUGCCGGCCCCCAUGCUGCAAUAUGGCGGCAGGGUGAGCUCUGAACACUUUAUGCCCCAGCAGAUCAACCCUGCGCUGUCGUUGCAGAACCGCACGGUGGCCACACCCAGCCAUGGGGUGUGGGACAUGAGGGGAAAGCAAUUCCAUACAGGAGUGGAGAUCAAGAUGUGGGCCAUCGCCUGCUUUGCCACCCAGAGGCAGUGCCGGGAAGAGAUUCUCAAGGGCUUCACUGACCAGCUGCGGAAAAUCUCUAAGGAUGCUGGGAUGCCAAUCCAAGGCCAGCCGUGUUUCUGUAAAUACGCCCAGGGAGCCGACAGCGUGGAGCCCAUGUUCAGACACCUGAAGAACACCUACGCCGGCCUGCAGCUCAUCAUCGUAAUCCUGCCUGGCAAGACACCUGUCUAUGCUGAGGUGAAGCGAGUGGGCGACACCCUCCUCGGCAUGGCCACCCAGUGCGUCCAGGUGAAGAACGUAGUGAAGACGUCGCCUCAGACCCUGUCCAACCUCUGCCUCAAAAUCAACGUCAAACUGGGAGGCAUCAACAACAUCCUGGUUCCACACCAACGACCCUCUGUGUUCCAGCAGCCUGUCAUCUUUCUCGGGGCUGAUGUCACCCACCCUCCAGCAGGAGAUGGGAAGAAGCCGUCUAUUGCAGCGGUGGUGGGCAGUAUGGACGCCCACCCCAGCAGGUACUGUGCUACGGUGCGGGUGCAGAGGCCCAGACAAGAGGUCAUCCAGGACCUGGCAUCCAUGGUCCGGGAGCUCUUGAUCCAGUUCUACAAGUCGACUCGCUACAAGCCCACCAGAAUCAUCUUCUACAGGGACGGUGUCUCGGAGGGCCAAUUCAGACAGGUGCUGUACUACGAGCUGCUGGCUAUCAGGGAGGCCUGUAUCAGUCUGGAGAAGGAGUACCAGCCGGGGAUUACCUACAUCGUGGUGCAGAAACGACACCACACACGUCUCUUCUGUGCAGAUCGCAACGAGCGGGUUGGGCGAAGCGGAAACAUUCCUGCUGGCACCACAGUGGACACAGACAUCACUCACCCCUAUGAGUUUGACUUUUACCUCUGCAGUCACGCUGGAAUACAGGGUACGAGCCGGCCCUCUCACUACCACGUCCUGUGGGACGACAACUGCUUCACCGCUGACGAGUUCCAGCUCCUCACCUACCAGCUGUGCCACACCUACGUCCGCUGCACACGCUCCGUCUCCAUCCCAGCACCGGCCUACUACGCCCACCUGGUGGCCUUCCGCGCCCGCUACCACCUGGUCGACAAAGAGCAUGACAGUGCGGAGGGCAGCCACGUCUCAGGGCAGAGUAACGGCAGGGACCCGCAGGCGCUGGCCAAGGCUGUUCAGAUUCACCACGACACACUGAGGACCAUGUACUUCGCCUGAGCACUCCUCCACCUUUCCCAAGAUACAACUCAGCCAGUCCCACUCAGAUCAGCAGGCUCGCCUCAUCAUGCAGGAGGGCGCUGUGCUGGUGCAGCUUUGGUCACUGAAACAAGAGGACGCCGGGCUGCUGAAGGAUAUCAUAAGCCAGAGAGGAGUACAGCCACAUUAUGCAAUUUGAAACCAGCCAAUCGUUUCUGUGCUCCCGCCCAUGCAUCCCCCCCCUCCACUCUCCUCUGCUGUAUUUUAAAUCAUGAUGGAUUCUGUGUUUCCAUUUUAAUGCUCGCUGGGCUUGCAAGUCAUGUCCUCGCCUUACAGUUUUGACAGCAGCUCAUAAGUUUUAUUUUGCUGUUUUUCGUUCAUUGUCAGAACAACAGAGCGUAGAGAGGUGAUGGGGAGUACAGUGAAUAUGAGUGAUGGGUGCGUGGGUGGGGGCCAAGCAGCACCAGUGAGGAUCUGACUUGCUCUGCAGCCUGUGAGCCUAAUCUUGCUGGUUUAUAUUGUAGAUUGUUUUACAUGUUUGUGUGUUUCAGCUUGUGUUGAUACGAUACUGUAUGUGUGUGUGUGUGUGUGUGUGUGUGUGUGUGUGUGUGUAUGUGUGUGUGUUUUUGUCUGUUCAGCAAAAAUGUGAUUGCCAUGGCAACACCUGUUAUAGUCGAGAAGGCUCGUAAAACACAGCUUAGCCCGUUUAUCUCAGAAUCGGCAAGCUGCCUUACCAGUUACUCUUCUCCCUCCCUUUAAGCCAAUGGUUACUCACAGUCACACCGCCAGACAAAACAAAGCGCAACUCUGCACUCUACCGAUUUAAACACUGAAUGAAAUCUUGAUAUCGUUUUUGAAUACAAAGCCACAUACAGCCAUUGUUUGAGGGAUUGUGUUAUCGCUUGAUGCCUUACUGAAAAAAAGGCGAGGGUGCAUUUAGAGGACUGUUAGACUACGACGCCAUGGCCAUGUAACGGACACUUUCAAAACUCUUUCACUUAGAGUUCGGCUUGGUACAUAGUGUUAUACCAAACUUUCCUUGUGUGUUUUAUUCCUCUUGCUAUUUAUGAGAUUUUGUUUUAACUUAAAUAACAUUCAUGUUCAGCAAUAGAGCACAGUGGACAGUUUAUAUCUUUUAGUGACCACAGAUUUUUUUUUUUCUUCCCAAUUUUUACAUGAGGAACUGACCAAUUAUGUUGUCAGGAACUCCUUCAGUGCAAUAAGGUGUUACAGCAGAGAGCGCGGGAUCUGUGGUGAAUGUUUUCGAAGAGUAUUUAAGUGCUAAGAUGGUUCUUCCCCCGUGAAGAUGGGGGUGUGUGUGUUUUGGUUGAGUUUGGGCAAGUGACAAUGAAUUUGGAUUCAGGAAUGUCCAGUAUUUGACAUUCUUGUGAACAAACAGGAUUGAUGCCACAGACUGGAUGUGUAGAUGGGCCGUAGGGUCUGAUGGUAUUUGGACGACGGGAGGAGAUGAGAUUAAAAAGUGCCUGAUUUGGUUAGAGAGUGAACGGAAGGUUUUGUGUUGUAUGUUGGUUUGGGUGCCUCUGUUAAUGCAUUUAGUGAAACGGUCUCAGAAUCUCAUUGAAGCAUACUGUAAAAAAUAAUAAUAAUAAUGAUUAUCUCUUGCUGCCCAUCACGAGGGUCUGGACAGCACGGAGGAUGUCUGCUUUGACCUCACGAAGAGGUUGUAAAUGUGAAUUUCCAAGUAGGCUUACAUCUGACCAAUUGAAGGUGGAGAUAGUCAUCUUGGCUGUGUGUCCUCACAUGGUGCACUGGUAGGACUCACUGUUUGCACUGUUCCAGUCAAAGCCUUCAUAGUUCAGAUUUCAGAGUUUUUAUCACCGUGUUCUCUUGUGUUUGUUUUCAAGGGGAUUAGGGCUGGGUAUCACUGGCAAUUUUUCGACACCAAUACCAGUUCAACACAUUACCAAAACAAUACGUUUUUUAUAAAAUGCCUUUCUAUUUUGGAUAAGACAAUGUUUCAUUAUGCAAUGAAGGAAAUCAUUUUCUGUGCUGCAUUUGUACAUACUGUUGGCUUACCAAACUACCAUCAUAACCAUGCUGUUACUAUUCUCAGUAAAAGUUCAGAGAAAUUAAGAAAAAAACGGACAUCUUCUUGCAAGAAUCCAAAUCGUGAAGCUUAUCAGUACCUUUCGAUGCCUUCAAACAGUCGUCGAUGCCAAAAAA
Molecule: messenger RNA, 5211 nt
Organism: Myripristis murdjan (pinecone soldierfish)
Lineage: Eukaryota; Metazoa; Chordata; Actinopteri; Holocentriformes; Holocentridae
Gene: ago3b
Product: argonaute RISC catalytic component 3b
Exons: 21
Coding region: 412-3048 (878 amino acids)
Biological process (GO): regulatory ncRNA-mediated gene silencing; regulation of stem cell proliferation
Molecular function (GO): RNA binding; protein binding
Source: RefSeq, a predicted model, not a curated record